Messenger RNA from Solanum stenotomum, 1106 nucleotides. Its product is annotated as abscisic acid receptor PYL8-like. NCBI's taxonomy places the organism in Eukaryota, Viridiplantae, Streptophyta, Magnoliopsida, Solanales, Solanaceae. Gene Ontology annotation, molecular function: protein phosphatase inhibitor activity; signaling receptor activity; abscisic acid binding. Gene Ontology annotation, cellular component: nucleus; cytoplasm. Gene Ontology annotation, biological process: abscisic acid-activated signaling pathway. The coding region runs from base 153 to 683 and encodes 176 amino acids. The transcript is spliced from 3 exons. The record is from RefSeq and is a predicted model, not a curated record.
AAAAGUCAAGACUCAUCACAUAACCAAGUAACCAAUCAACCACCACCAAUUCUCAAUCUCUCAAAUCUCUAUUUUUAUUUAUAGAGAACUUUUCUAAGUUGGGUUAAAAAGUUGUAAAUUUUGAAGUGUUUGAAUUAGAAUUGUUGAAGGAAAUGGAAGCACAGUUUAUUGAAAGAUACCAUAGUCAUCAGCCUAGUGAACAUCAGUGUUCUUCAUCUCUUGUUAAACACAUCAAAGCACCAGUUGAUAUUGUUUGGUCACUAGUGAGGAGAUUUGAUCAGCCUCAGAAGUAUAAGCCAUUUAUUAGCAGGUGUACUGUGAAGGGUGAUCUUACAAUUGGUAGUGUUAGAGAGGUGAAUGUCAAGUCUGGUCUUCCAGCCACCACUAGCACUGAAAGAUUGGAACUUCUUGAUGAUGAGGAGCACAUCCUUGGCAUCAGAAUCGUUGGUGGUGAUCACAGGCUAAAGAACUAUUCUUCGGUUAUUACAGUUCAUCCGAAGACACUUGAUGGUAGACCGGGGACAUUGGUGAAUGAGUCAUUUGUAGUGGAUGUGCCUGAAGGGAACACUAAAGAGGAGACUUGCUACUUUGUGAGGGCCUUAAUUAAUUGCAAUCUGAAAUCACUAGCUGAUGUAUCUGAGAGAAUGGCUAUAUGCAGGGAGGUGUUCUACCCGUCAGUGUGAACUGGUCUUCUAGUAACCAGAUCGAGACAUGAAAUCUUUGGGGCUAUGCAUAGAUUUGCAAGAAGCUAGGCUUCAGCCUCUUUGAAAUUUGCUUCUGCUUGUAAUCUGUCUAGACUUUUAUGCAUCAACAGGGCGUUGUAUGGUGUAUCCUGUUAUCAUGCAAGUUUUAUUUAUGGAGGUUUUGUCUUCUUUUACUAUCUUGCGGUUCUCAUGAUGGUGUUUGAGGGUCUUUUCAUAUUCUGUAAAUACUUCUGUAGGGUAGUGCUGAUCAGCGACUUGUUUUGAGCUGGUAGAUGCAACUUUUAGCUUGCGAAAAUUAUGGGCGGAAUAUUUGCAGCUUGUUUCCAGAGCUUUGUAUAUAUAAAAGUUGUAGAACUCUUGUCUGGACUAAGAGUAAAGAAGAGUGAUUUUCCUUUAUUAUUA